Molecule: messenger RNA, 2126 nt
Organism: Alosa alosa (allis shad)
Lineage: Eukaryota; Metazoa; Chordata; Actinopteri; Clupeiformes; Clupeidae
Gene: alpi.1
Product: alkaline phosphatase, intestinal, tandem duplicate 1
Exons: 11
Coding region: 118-1641 (507 amino acids)
Biological process (GO): dephosphorylation
Cellular component (GO): plasma membrane
Molecular function (GO): alkaline phosphatase activity
Source: RefSeq, a predicted model, not a curated record
GCACCCCGACAGCAGGCCCCCAGGACUCACCAGCACCACUACCCCCUGGCCCUUCAAGUCCUCCACCUCCUCCCCUCUCUCCUCCUCCUGCUUGUCCUGCCCGGCAGCAGCUGUGACAUGGAGGCCCAAGCCGAGUUGGAUAAGGAGCCAGAGUACUGGAAUGCCCAGGCCAGAGGAUCUCUGGAAGCAGCUCUCCGCCUGCAACCCCAAGCUCACCGCGCCAAGAAUCUCAUCCUCUUCCUUGGAGAUGGUAUGGGUGUCUCCACCGUGUCUGCUGCACGCAUCCUGAAGGGUCAGAUGAAGGGCCGCUCCGGAGAGGAGACCGUUCUUGCCAUGGACAGCUUCCCCUACCUCGCCCUGUCCAAGACGUACAGCGUGGAUAGGCAAGUAGCCGACAGUGCAAGCACAGCCACUGCCUAUCACUGUGGUGUGAAGGCCAAUGCCAAGACUGUGGGCCUAAAUGCCAAUGCGGUUGCCUACGAUUGCAACAGCACUUUUGGCAAUGAGGUUUUCUCUGUUCUACACCGUGCUAAAGCACAAGGGAAGUCUGUGGGCAUUGUGACCACCACCCGUGUCCAACACGCCUCCCCUGCUGCCGCCUACGCACACUCUGUGAGCCGCAGCUGGUACAGCGACGCAGAUCUGCCCCCUAGUGCUCGCCAGCAGGGCUGCACAGACAUUGCCACACAGCUGGUCACCAACACAGACAUUGAUGUGAUUCUUGGUGGGGGUCGUAUGUACAUGUCUCCAAAAGGCACCCCAGACCCAGAGUACCCUACAUCAUCCUCACGGAAGGGCGAUCGCAAAGACAAGAAGAACCUCAUCAACAUAUGGCUAAAUGCCCGGAGGGGAAAGAAUGCUCAGUAUGUUUGGCACAAGGACCAGUUUGAUGCGGUGGAUGUGAAAACCACAGACUGCCUCAUGGGUCUCUUUGAGGCAAAGGAUAUGAGGUUUGAGAUGUUCCGCAAUCGAACACGAGACCCUUCCAUUGUGGAUAUGACAGAGAAGGCCAUCCAGAUCCUUAGCAAGAACCCCAAAGGCUUUUUUCUCUUCGUAGAAGGAGGGAGAAUCGAUCACGGACACCAUGAUGGUGUGGCAAAAUUGGCUCUGACAGAGACGGUGAUGUUUGACAAAGCAGUGCACCGGGCAUCGCAGCUCACCAAGGAGUCUGAGACUCUCACUGUAGUUACCGCAGACCACUCCCACGUUUUCACCUUUGGAGGAAACACCCCUCGGGGCAACCCCAUUUUUGGUCUUGCCCCAAAGAAGGCAGAUGAUAGGCUGCCUUACACAAGUAUCCUAUAUGCAAACGGACCAGGAUAUGUGCAUGAGAAUGGGACAAGAGGAAAUGUCACGGCUGUGGACUACUUUGAUGAGGAGUACAUGCAACAGUCUGCUGUGCCACUGGAUGCAGAAACCCAUGGUGGGGAGGAUGUCGCCAUAUAUGCCAAAGGCCCCAUGGCUCACCUUUUCCAUGGGGUACAGGAACAGAACUACAUUGCCCAUGCAAUGGCCUAUGCUGCUUGCCUAGAGCCUUACACAGACUGCCCCCCUCUUCCACAAAGCUCUGGGGGUCAAUCACACACCUUAUCAGGAAUGUUACUCUCUCUGACUUUGCUGCUAUUUGUCCUGUCAAGAUGAUUAUGGUUAAUUUUUGCCUUAGGAUGAAAGUAUUUGAGCAAUUGCUGAAGCCGGGUAAAUUAACUGUUAAUUAAUGCUCCGUUUUAUUUGUUUAUGUUUGGUUGUUUUGUAGCUACGUUGUAUGGAUUAUAAAGUCUUGUUAAACAGGAUAUAUGUUACUAUUGUUCAAUGAGAAGUACUUCUUCCCUCUAAUUUUUACAAAGUCUUUUGAGCAUGCUCGGUAAGUUUGUAUACUCACCUAUGUCCCCAAGCCUUGGGCGUUGCUAACCAGCAAGUAAAAGCACUUUACGGUCACUUAAGGUUGAAUUAAAACCUUGGUCAAGUCAGUUCACUGACAAAGGACGCCAGUAAUUUACUGAACGCAAUGUAUAUUUGUUUUAGAUCAUAAAAUGAAUGUAUUUCAAACUAUUUCUUAUGUAUUUGUAGCACCAAAGACUUGCAUAAUUUUUUAAAAUAAAACUUUGUAAUAAAAUAUGAAAAUACCA